Aspergillus clavatus NRRL 1 is the source of this 804-nucleotide messenger RNA. Its product is annotated as Zn(II)2Cys6 transcription factor domain-containing protein. Gene Ontology annotation, cellular component: nucleus. Gene Ontology annotation, biological process: regulation of transcription by RNA polymerase II. The record is from RefSeq and is a predicted model, not a curated record. Bases 1 to 804 code for a protein of 267 amino acids. The transcript has 3 exons. Gene Ontology annotation, molecular function: RNA polymerase II cis-regulatory region sequence-specific DNA binding; zinc ion binding; DNA-binding transcription activator activity, RNA polymerase II-specific. NCBI's taxonomy places the organism in Eukaryota, Fungi, Ascomycota, Eurotiomycetes, Eurotiales, Aspergillaceae.
AUGACUGUGAACCGGUAUGGCACCUACGGCAAUGGAUUUCCACGAUUCCUUUUUAAAAGACAGCUUCUUCUGGCGACCCUCGCUGACGAUUCUCGGCCAUUUCCCCGGGAGUUUAGGGUUUCCAGACUGUUAAAUGUGACCGGCUUGAUGAUAAAGUUCGGCCCCGGGCCCGAGCCCGAGCCCGAGGGCAUCACCUCACUUGCGGAUCAGGACAACCCCUCGCUGACCACGUCUCCACCACGCAAACGUCGCCGGCCCCCCAAGUCCUGUGACCCGUGUCGUCGUCGCAAAGUCCGUUGUGACCGGGAAUUUCCUUGUGGCCCAUGUGAGCGUGCGAGAACCUCGCUUCAGUGCUUCUACCGCCCCGCGGUUGCUGCCAGAAGCCCCUCUGUAGAUGAAUUCUCCGGGCUCACGGCUUCUUGCGUGCCCGAGGGACAUACGCCUCCUCCCCAAGCCGUUGACCCGCAGACGCAGAGCCGUCCACCUGCACCCACAUCACAAUCGCAGCCUCAGGACCAGAAUCAAUAUCAAAAUAAGAUCAUCCAGGAUCUGCAAAAUCGUGUUCGGCGUUUGGAAGAACAGCUUCCCGGGCCUCCGCUCUCUCGAGGCACGACCGGUCCCAAUCCCAGCGUCUCUCAAACUCAGGCUCUGCGCCACCUUCACGACCGGGUUCUCGGGGCCGAACAACAGCUGUCUGAUGCAUCUCGUCCCAGUCCUUCGGUCAAUGAAUGGGCCAUACCGGCCACCCUUCCUCGUCUGCGUGUCGCCCCGGAUAAGACGAAGCUUUUUAGCCCCAGUCACUAG